Molecule: messenger RNA, 1386 nt
Organism: Xiphias gladius (swordfish)
Lineage: Eukaryota; Metazoa; Chordata; Actinopteri; Istiophoriformes; Xiphiidae
Gene: cep44
Product: centrosomal protein 44
Exons: 11
Coding region: 252-1295 (347 amino acids)
Cellular component (GO): spindle pole; centrosome
Source: RefSeq, a predicted model, not a curated record
GCUAACUGCCGUAAAACCUCGAAGAAGAAGAAGAAGAAGAACCAGAAGAACCAGAACCACUAGCCAAUCAACCGGCAGAGACAAAAGUAGCUAAACCAAAAAUACCAGCUGGCGUUAGCGAUUAGUUUUAUCGAUUGUUUAAGAAAAGUAGCUAGGAUUAGUUUGUAAUCUAAUUUUUGUCGUAUUUCUUUGUUUUUCCAGAACAGACAGCCGUUUAGGUUGGCACUUCUUUCUCUUGCUUACAGUUAAAGAUGCUGUCUACCGGAGAUGUCCAAGGUUGUCUUCGUAAACUGGAAGCCCUACUGCGGAUGAUUAAGUACCCAGGAUAUGUGGACUACAAUGGUCUUUCCAAAGGAGAUCCUUCAGCUUUUCUGCCAAUACUAAGCUUCACCCUCACCUCCUUCUCUCCACCUUUUGCUGAACAACUAAUGGCGGCUGGACUGGAGCUGACUUGCAAAACUGACCUUCGAUUCACUGACACUCUUUAUAAGGUACUACGAGAUAUCUUUCACUAUAAGCCCAUACUGACCAAGCAGCAGUUCCUCCAGUGGGGUUUCUCUCAAAGGAAAAUCUCUGUUAUCUGUGACAUCAUUAACUUGGUCCUGCAGAAACACAACCAACUGAAGAAGCCUAGAGUCAGAUGUCCGGCUUCACACAGCGACGGCAGAGGAGAAGCUCAUCCAACGCUGACUGAUGCAGACACUGUGUCCAAGAGGUCACUUGUUGUGAAUCACCUAGAAAAUCCUUCCACAUUUCCCACAAACUCCUCCCAUGCAGAAGCAUUCUCCUCGCAUAAUAUAACAUAUACCUCCCAUAAUGAAGUGUACUCCAGUUCUCCUGAAAAAUGGAUCGUAGAGCAGGCAAAAGGGGAGGAGGACAAGGAUAACAUUCUUCACUCGCCAGAGGUGGAAGGAAGGCUCUCAGCACUGGAAGCUCAACUAGCGACUCUUGUGUCUGGACUACACAGGCUCAGCGUCCUGGAGAAACGCCUGGAGGAAUUUGAGAGACAGAGAAACACAGACAUGAAAGAAGGACAAGUCAUCACUAUAUGCAGAGAGAGCUGGGAAAAUCUGAUGAGCAGAGUCCUGUUAUUGGAAACUAAACUGGAAUUGAGCAAUAUACAGUUAAAUGCCCCGUCGCCAUGUCCAACAUCUACCAACUCCUAUUCUUCCAGCUCCACAUCUGAUGCUUCAAAGGAGGACCUCAAGGACAAACUAGACAGCAUCACCAACAUGCUGAAGAACACCUCCAAACUGUUGAAGAACACUGAAUCCACCACAACACGCUGCAAAUGAAUUAUGAUUGGUGAUCGCACUACAAUCUUGGCAUAUUUUCCUGUCUUCUUGACAUUGUAAACCUAAUUAAACCUAAUUAUAACCAUUUUUA